This is a messenger RNA of Oncorhynchus keta (chum salmon), 5217 nucleotides long. Its product is annotated as opioid-binding protein/cell adhesion molecule-like. NCBI's taxonomy places the organism in Eukaryota, Metazoa, Chordata, Actinopteri, Salmoniformes, Salmonidae. The coding region runs from base 554 to 1585 and encodes 343 amino acids. The record is from RefSeq and is a predicted model, not a curated record. The transcript has 7 exons. Gene Ontology annotation, cellular component: neuron projection.
CUGACUCGCCUGCGCAAGGCACACACUCAUUAUGAAGGAGUGAUUUCACUUGAUUCCGCGGAGCUGGCUGUCUGGUGGAUUUAGUUUAUGUAGUCUACUUGACAAAUAAGAAUACACACCUGAUUUCAGAGCAUACUUGUUUUACGAGUCACUGCAGUGUUGUGCUGUAGGCUAUCGGCAGAACUACCCAAGUGGAGACUUUGCUGAUGCAUCUUUGCGCGAUCAUCCAUCUCUUGGCGAGUACAAAUAACAUACACAGAGCAGGGGAGACAGUCUAGCCUACAUCAGCUUUCCGAAAAAACACAUCGCCUGUUGUAGCUGCUGGACAUUUCUUGGAGAUAUCCAAGAGUACUGGAGCCGCAGAUAUUGCCUACUUUAUUAUAUUGAACGAUAACACGCCACAUUCUCACCUUCUAUUUGAGGCAAAGAAAUAGAGGUCGACCACCACAACAGCAUAUUGAGUGGAGUCGAAUUGCUGUGGCGGUACCUACUUUGCACCGAGCAAGGAAUAUUUGACAUUCAAGUUUCCGUGGAAGUUGAGCAGUGACGGAAAAUGGGCAUUUGUGGUUAUUUUGUGGCGCCUUGGAAAUGCCUUAUUGUCAUCGGUCUAAGACUGCUAUUCCUUGUACCUGCAGGAGUGCCAGCGAGGAGCGGGGAUUCUUUUUCAAAGGACAACAUCACUGUCAGACAAGGGGACAGCGCCGUCUUAAAAUGUACUGUGGACAGCAAGGUAUCGCGGGUGGCUUGGCUCAAUCGCACCACCAUUCUUUAUGCGGGCACUGACAAGUGGUCUCUGGACCCUCGCGUUGUCCGAAUGGACAACACACCUGUGACAGAGUACAGCAUAAAGAUCCAGAACGUGAAUGUACACGACGAGGGGCCCUACGUGUGCUCCAUCCUCAUGAGCAACAAACCCAAAUCGUCCAAAGUGCAUCUCAUUGUUCAAGUACCUGCAAAGAUCACAAACAUAUCGACGGACAUCACAGUGAACGAGGGCAGCAACAUUACUCUAAUGUGUCUUGCCAUUGGACGACCAGAACCCAACAUCAUAUGGAAGCAUCGCUCGGCAAAAGGCCACAAGUUCGUCACUGAAGGGGAAUACGUUGAUAUGACAGCGAUCACUAAAGAACAGUCGGGAUCCUAUGAAUGCAUCUCCUCCAAUGACAUCUCAGCCCCGGAUGUGAGGACGGUGAAAGUCACAGUCAAUUAUGCUCCCUUCAUUUCGAAUGCCAGGAGUACAGGUACCCCAGUGGGCCAAAAAGGGGUGCUCCAAUGUGAGGCCUCUGCUGUUCCUGGGGCAGAUUUUGAGUGGUACAAAGAGGACCGCAGACUCUUCAAUGGACUGAAUGGGGUUAAGAUAGAGAACCAAGGUAAACAAUCCAUGCUUAUGUUUUUGAAUGUUUCUGAAGAGGACUACGGAAACUACACGUGUGUUGCCCUGAACACCAUGGGGAUCACCAAUGCAAGUAUAAUCCUCUAUGGCCCUGGGACCAUGAUGCACGAUGUGAACAGGGCAGCACUGUCGCCCCACUGCUCGUUCUGCCUACUGCUGACUGUUUUCUUUUUGUUCCUACUCAAGUUUUGAUGCAACACAGGCCAUCAUCAGCUUCUAUCAGCACUGAAAAACAACAAGACUCUUGGUCCCAGAAGAAGAAAUGGAACAAAAGGAACCACCAAUAACAUCGUUGGUUUGCUCUUCUUUUUGGGGGGUUUGCAUUGGCGGUAUGUCUUCUUUUGGACAAAAACCAGAAGAUGGGACAUAUCUAGGAGGGUGGGGAGGGAGAGGGUCGACCUGGAAGCUGAUCUGAGGUGAUGGUACUACCAAGUUUGUGUCACUCCAACCUUUUGUAUGUAAAAAAGGGGAAACAAAAAGUUAAUGUAAGUGUUGAUAGUUGACUGGUUUUGCCCAAAUAUUGAGGUGUACAUUCAGAUUACUGGUGUGUCCUGUCCUGUUUGUUCUCUGUACAAUAACAUAAGCUUUUUUAUUAUAGUAAAUUACAAAAAAAAUAAAACACGCAAUGUGAUUGUUCAUUUUACUGUAUUUUUACAGUUGUAUGCAACAGAAUAAUAACAAAAACAGACCAUUCAAUAUAAACUAUGUCAACUUCAGUGGCAGAACAACACAAUAUCAAAUAUUUAAGGAUUAUUUGUGACAAAUGAAGUCCAUACACAGCAAAAAAAAAGCACUGUUGAAGCAUAAACAGCACUGACACAGUUUUUGGGGUUGUCACUGAGAAGAACUGCAUAGUCAAAGACAAAUGAUGACAGUGCUUUUUAAGUUGUCUGAAAUUGGCUAUCGCCUUUUUAAAAGGAAGUUUUGAGACAGACAAGACUGAUAUACACAGGCAGAAAUGUGCAAAGAAAACAGUUUAUUCACUGCACAAGUGAUUUGUUCUCUCACUGACUACAGUGACAUCCCACAAUCCCAUUUAGCUAAUGUGGGUGUCUACGAACAAACCGCAAACGGUAAAGUAAAAACAACAUGAUUCCAACAGGAUACAUGUAGAAAUGCGUCCUGCGCUCCCCACUACAAGAAGUGAAGAGAAAUGAGUCAUUGAGAGUCAUUGAUCAAAUGUUCUGAUCUCUCUUUAAAUGGCAAAACUUUGCAGAAAACAAGAGAGUAUAAACCCAGAAGUCAUUCUAGCCCUCUGCAUUGACCAGGGAUUGAAAAAUUGUGAAUGUCUGUCGGUUUGUGUCCUUUCAGGCCCUAUUCAAAUAAACAUUGAAACUGGUGUGCAUAUUGGAUGUGUAUAUCUGCAUAUCUAUUGAACAGACACAAAGGUUUCUGAUUUAGGAACAGUUUCCAAAUGACGUUGCCUGAUUACCUAAAUUACUGUCACAAUCAAUUCUAAACAAUUCUGCAAAGAGCCUAGCAGAAAUUCACUGAACCGCGUUCAUUAUUUCCUCUAGUUUAGAAUGUUUCUCAUGUACUUUACCUGCAUGGUUAACUGUUUGAUAUAGCCAGGGCCGGCUCCAGGCAUAAGCGGUCGCUUAAGGACUCAGGCUGCUAGGGUGCCCCAGAACAGCAACAACAAAACACUUUUUUUUAAGGAACUCGGGGAUCUCAACUUACUGUUGAGAGUUAAAAUAGUAGAAUACACAAGGUGCAAGUAUGAAAUUUGGUUGUGCAUCAGAAUUUUUUAAAUCUCCAUUAGCCAUGUCAGUCAACAAUUUUUAGAUCGGUAAAUUAGUCUAGCCAGCUAUCUACACUUGGAGUAAUCAUGGCUGAACACCGACCAGGCACUCAGGGCACAUGCCCAGGGGCCCUGACCUCAAGGGAGCCCCCAUUGAUUUGAUUAGACACUCUCACUCAGAUAUCAUUAACAUCAUUAACAUGGCAUAAGUUAUGGCAAAUUGUGGAGACCUGCAGGAAAUUAGCUUUAAAACUGAAAAAAGUAUCUACACCCCAUUAGCUGUAAAACUGCCCCAUGGCAAAAUGUGUGGAAUUGCAGGAAAUGUACUUUAAAACAUACAUACAAGUGAGUCCAUGAAUCGCAAUGAUGUAACCGUUAUGGUGAGUAAUCAACAUGUCAUCUGAAGAUAAAGUUUUACAUUGUCCAUAAAUUAGGAACUGUAAAAACAAAGUCCUUAGUCCUUUUGACUAUGUGACACAUUACUUCCCAUGAUGGCCCACACAAAAUGAAACAAUAACAUACAAGUGUAGGAGGAGGCUUUGAAUCCAAUUAAGAUCACAUGCGUAUCAAAUGCAGGCUCUAAAGUUCUUUCAUUAUAAAAUGUCCAGUGAAAAACAAUUAAUUUGCCAUAACAAAUGUAGCUCGCAAUUUGAUCACUACAUGUUUUGCCCUGACCCCAGUGUUCUAUCAAUCAGAGGGUUGAAUAGUAAAGGGUGAGGAUCGGAAUGUCCCCUGUAUCGCAUCAACUCUAUCUAUUUGGGGGGCUCAAGCUGUUAUGUCUUCUCCUUUUCUUUCAAAUGAAUAAGAACCAUUCAAUGUCACAGCUGUCACUUCUGAUCAGCCUUCGCACAGCCACCCCACAAUGCAAUCACCACCUGGUUUGUUGCAUGUUGGUCCCGUCCCAAAACUGCCUGGUUAUCAGGCAGCAGCAGAGAAGAGUGUAUACACACACACACACACACACACACACACACACACACACACACACACACACACACACACACACACACACACACACACACACACACACACACACACACACACACACACACACACACACACACACACACACACACACACACACAGACAGACACAUGUGCAUGCAUAUACGUAAACACACACACAGACACCCUUCAGACUAUGUCAUUUUGAAGACUAUAAUGGGUUACAAUUGGGCCCCCUGCCUUGGGAAGUCAUUUCCACAGUAUUUAUACUCUAGUUAACUGUAAAUACUACAAUACUCACUGUAGUGUAUGAGAAAGUGUAGGAUAUAUAUAAAUAAUUAUGCUCAAACUGAAAAAUCAUUAAAUGAAAUAAUGAGUAUUUCUAUCAUCCUAAUUGAGGUGUAGAUUACAUCUCACAUCUCAGCGUUAGACCUCGUAAACAAGGCUGCAUGGGAUUUCUGUUAAUGUGACUCUGUGCAGCCAAUGGCAAUGUCCACUUUAGGUAUGCCAGGAGCCGGUUGUGGAUUUGACAGCUUUAACACAGUUCCACCCCCGACGCCCCCAAAACAACUGCUAUGUGGGUGUCGGCUAAAGCGGAUCUGAUUGAAUAGAGCCCUAACCAUGCAAAGUAAGAGAAAACAAACUAAGGUUUUUUAGUGCAUUGUGUUCUAUAAAAGAGAACAUUCAAUGAUUUACUAUUCCUGGAUGAAUACGGAUCAAAUGAAAUGUUGUCAAUACACAUGGUUUUGAACUUGAUGUUUAUAUGUAAAACAUGAGUAUUAUCAAGACUGGUGUCUCCUAGGUCAGAAGGAUAAACUGUUUUGUUUUUCUUGCCACUCCCCCACCCAUGUACAGAGGCCCUUUGAUGAGUAUUUCUUCAAAGUUCUCCAAUUUCUGCACUUUUAUUUAUGAAGAACUGUAGAGUGUCACAACUUAUCCACAAAAUAAAUGUCUCUGUCACUUAAGGAAAACUAAAAGGAAAGUUUUUUUUGUUGCCAACACAAGUGCAGUUACACUGUCAUAAACCUAAAGUUCAAUGCAAAUCUGUGCAUAAAUGAUCAUGAACGGUGUAUUAGUCAAAACUGUAAUCUUGCAGUUAUGACAAAGAGAGGGUCAAAAGAUAGAUGUAGAUCCCUGGG